AUGUGGCGUCAAGGUGAAGUCCCGCAAGAUUUCAAGGACGCAACUAUCUUGCACCUAUACAAGCGCAAAGGGAAUCGCCAAGUCUGCGACAACCACCGCGGCAUCUCCCUACUGAACAUCGCCGGGAAGAUCUUCGCUCGCAUCCUGCUCAACCGCCUCAACAACCAUCUGGAACAGGGCCUUCUGCCGGAAAGCCAAUGCGGCUUCCGUCGUCAUCGUGGGACCACGGAUAUGAUCUUCGCCACCCGCCAACUUCAGGAGAAGUGCCAGGAGAUGCGGACCCACCUGUACUCUACACACACACACACAACAGUUCGUCCGUCGAUUUCGACGAUGACCACCGUGUGCCCCACAGACUGCAUUGUGGGAGCAGGGACGGUGACUUACGCAGGGGUUUAUAGCUCAGCUUCCGUGACAGCGGUAUUUUUUGUCGUCCCCUCGACCGGUAAGCUAUCGUCUGCACAACUCUGUGUACAGAGAGCAAUGACACGACGGCACGGCAUAGUCACUCUUGCGAAGUAAUGUUGUGGACUGUAUCUUUCUAGAACUACUCAGGUCCGUAGGAAACGCUAAUCCGAACGACUGGCAUAUUGCGCAUGUCGAUUUUGGAAAUUUAGCAUUCCGCAUGUUGAAGGAUUCCAGUGCGUGCACUUGACAAGUUAGUUGCAUGUGCGGUGGUCUUGAAAAUUUGUAGUCCGUUGUACUGGGCUGUCAUCGUAUGAAUGACUAGACUGCCCCUUGCCUGCAUAUGAAGGGAAUUCGCCGAUUAGGUGACGGGACGUCCUCGUACCAUUGCGAAUUGGGGCCCAAUUUAGGACCCUUGAAGGCAGUCGUCCAACAAAAAGUACUAUAUUCAGGGAGAGGGGGAUAGCCGUUUUGGUUUACAGGCCUUCGCCAACGAAACACAUUUAACCCUUUGGUUGCAGAAGCUGGGAUCUGCACCUUGUCCAUUGGUCACUGGAUGUGAAGUCUACCGUUCUACCAUUGAGCCAUAGAUCGUCGUCUUGUUAGUUACGACCUAGAACAUCCACUAUUACGGGGUGAAAUUAACUGACCAAAAAUUACCAUCGUAGGCCUCUUGUCUCUGUCUGUAUGCCUUCUCCGAAAACGCUUUUGGGGAUAGUAAAUUUUUCGAUCGUAACCGACAAAACAAGGGGGUCUGUGAUUCAAGGAUGGAGCGUUGGACUUAACAACUUCCAACGAUCAACGAAUCCGAGUUCGAAUCCCAGAUCCUGCAAGCCUGGGGUUGGGUAUGGCUGAGUGACGACGGCUGAUAAGCCCGAAAAGGCAUCUCAGCCUCCCUUGUCUUGCGGUAUUCCUUCAAAUAUUUCCAUAAAUGUGGUAGGCUUUACUUUGGCAAAAAGGCAAGUUUAGGAACUUGUGUAAGCGAAAUACCCAGGUGAGGCACUUUCUAAGGAAGUAACUUAUCAUAAAAGGUUCCACAUCAAUCAAGAACAUUUUAAUGACAGACCGCUGUGAACGCUCAUUUUUUCGGCGAUGAAGCUUCAAGUUUGGGUGAGUCUGGAAGUAUGAACCCAACGGCCAUUUGCAUAGAAACGAACGACAGCGAACUCGCUACUUCGGUAAAUACUUUCAAGUAUAUACGGCGAAGGUUUUGAUGAGCACAAAUUACGAAACCUAUCUUCUCAAACAGUCGACUUAAAAUCGUAGAGAUGUCGCUGGCACUUUUAAGGUACUGUAACCCAGCGUAGUCUACCACCACCAAAAGAUACACGGCAAUUUUAUGGAAGAAAAGGUCUUCUGAUACACAGAAAAUGGUAUAUUUAGAAUUGCGUCUGAUAGUUCUAUUCCAAUUUUCUAUCAUCCGAUCAUUCUCUAAGCAUAUAACCUGGCGAAACUCGCAUUCUUGGGGCGUCUUUCUCAAGGAAAUCAAGAAAAAGCGCGCUUUGUCUUAGUUGAACUCAUCUCUAUAAGUGCAAAAAUCGAGUAAUCACAAAUAAUUCUCUCGUAACCCUUUUAGAACACACACGCGACCGGCCAGCUGCCAUAUAGCAUGGUAAAUUAUUUCUUCUGAAAUAUCAAAAUGGAAACCAUAAAAAGCGUAUUAAACGUGUUAUUUGAGUCCUCUAGUUAUUUGUAUAGACGGGCCUCAUUUUCCCCAACAAGUACGGUUAGCUCAACGGACACAAACUUUCACGUAUUUGGAAUUGCCACUUUUCUUCAAAAAAUUACGAAUUCGAUGCAAAAUUAUAUUACUUCAACAGUUAUUUUGUGCUAUCAUUUGGGUGAAGGUCAAUCGUCAGUAAUUUGGUGUUUUCGCCGAUGCACGUGCAUCAGAUUCUGAUUGAUUACAAAGGCCAGAAUAUAGCCAGCGCAUCCAUAAAUUGAUGACGUCUCUAAGGAAUGGUCACCCGUCUCGUAAGGCUGCGGGCAACCGGUAUCGCCCGCCGGCCGGAGUCAACAAUUUGACAUCUGUUCAUGAGACCUAGAGCAAACCGUUGACAGUGCAAAACUGCGAACGCCAUCUGUCGGUUUAAUUGUACCUUCAUUCCAUAGACCGGCAGACGACUACAGACUAUCACACGGGUGCCGCCUCCAUCGGCCGUUAUUUGGAGAUUUCCGUAACCUAUCAAACUUUCCGGACGCAGCUCAGUGAACAAAAGAGCAAACGCUAG
Spirometra erinaceieuropaei is the source of this 2636-nucleotide messenger RNA. NCBI's taxonomy places the organism in Eukaryota, Metazoa, Platyhelminthes, Cestoda, Diphyllobothriidea, Diphyllobothriidae. The record is from the annotation of a GenBank genome assembly.